AUGGCUGGUAACCUUGAGUCUUUAGCGAUCACAAUUGCGUACUACUUCUACAAUGGCCUUUUGACAAACAUGUUAACUGGGGCGGAAUACAGCUCCUAUGGAGCCACCCAGAAACCACUACGCGUGUCAACCCCAGUGAAAAGCAGUGAACAACUCUCAACAUACUUUCUCAAUAUGCCGUGUCGAUAUGCCACACCUAUUGUCGUACUCAACAUCGCUCUUCACUGGUUGGUUUCUAAGAACAUAUACUAUGUCUCCAUCAUUCCAUAUGGGCCCAAAGGUCAAGCAGGGGGUCUCGAUAGCGGAGAAAUUAGGUCAUUGGCUUAUUCGUCCUUGGCUACUUUUGUUUCUGUUCUGAUUGGGGCAUUGAUGGUGUGUAUACUGCUGGUACUAUCUAUACGGCGAUUAGACUCCGAGAUUCCAGUCACUCGGUCCUGCAGUGCCGUGAUCAGCGCAGCAUGUCACCCACCUAGGCAUGAGGAGUCAGAAUCUCAUAUUCUUGGGAAAAUGAAAUGGGGCGAGACUGCUCCACCAGCUUGGGUUCUGGAUUGGUUCGGUGUCAUUGAGGAUGGCAAAGGCAUUGCAGCGUGA
Messenger RNA from Penicillium cosmopolitanum, 591 nucleotides. RefSeq lists its product as uncharacterized. The coding region runs from base 1 to 591 and encodes 196 amino acids. The record is from RefSeq and is a predicted model, not a curated record. NCBI's taxonomy places the organism in Eukaryota, Fungi, Ascomycota, Eurotiomycetes, Eurotiales, Aspergillaceae. The transcript is spliced from 2 exons.